GUUGCCAAAUAGUGUCUUUAAAUCAAUUAUAGAUGGCGUCAAAGUCAACACUAAACGUGUAAUGUAAAUGUUGUAAUUUUACGAUAAACAAAUAACCCAGUUUAAUAUAAUCGUUAAAAAAAUGAUAUUAACUAGUUACGUUUCACGAGAUUCACAUUGAUAUAUUUUUAUUGGAAUUUUUGAUAGUACAGUGUAGAGGUUAGUUGUACCAGGUGUGAUUCUAUUAAAUAUACCUUAAAAAGCCAUCGUUAUGUCGUCGUCGGCGAUUUAUAUUUUAGAUGUUAAGGGAAAGGUUUUAAUAUCACGGAACUAUAGAGGUGAUAUAGACCUUGGAGUGAUCGAGAAGUUUAUGCCCCUAUUAAUGGAAAAAGAAGAGGAAGGUUUGUUAACGCCUAUAUUACAAACAGCAGACUGCACUUUUGCUUAUAUAAAAACGAAUAAUUUGUAUAUUGUAAGCACGACAAAGAAAAAUGCUAACAUAGCACUUGUGUUUGUAUUUUUACAUAAAAUAGUCCAAGUGAUGACUGAGUAUUUUAAAGAAUUAGAGGAAGAAAGUAUCCGCGAUAAUUUCGUCGUUAUUUACGAGUUGUUAGAUGAAUUGCUCGAUUUUGGUUAUCCACAAACGACGGAUAGUAAAAUCCUGCAAGAAUACAUAACCCAAGAAGGCCAUAAACUUGAAAUACAACCCAGGAUACCUUUAGCGGUAACAAACGCCGUUUCUUGGCGAUCUGAGGGUAUCAAAUAUAGAAAAAAUGAAGUAUUUCUUGACGUUAUCGAAUCAGUUAAUUUAUUAGCAAACGCUAACGGCAAUGUUUUACGUAGCGAAAUCGUUGGUGCAAUAAAAAUGCGCGUAUACCUGUCCGGUAUGCCAGAAUUACGAUUAGGACUAAACGAUAAGGUUCUAUUUGAAAGUACCGGUCGUGGUAAAUCAAAAUCCGUCGAACUGGAAGACGUUAAAUUUCAUCAAUGCGUUCGAUUAUCAAGAUUUGAAACCGAUAGGACCAUUUCAUUUAUUCCGCCAGAUGGCGAAUUUGAAUUGAUGUCGUAUCGGUUAAACACUCACGUGAAACCGUUAAUUUGGAUUGAAUCGAUAAUCGAACGUCACGCUCAUAGCAGGGUUGAGUACAUGAUUAAAGCAAAAUCGCAGUUUAAACGACGUUCCACUGCAAAUAACGUCGAAAUCGUUAUUCCGGUUCCCGGUGAUGCAGAUUCACCUAAAUUUAAAACAACAAUUGGGAGUGCAAAGUAUGCUCCAGAACAAAACGCUAUUACUUGGUCGAUUAAAUCAUUUCCAGGCGGUAAAGAGUACUUAAUGAGAGCUCAUUUUGGAUUACCAAGCGUUGAGUGCGAAGAUUCCGAAGGAAAACCACCUAUUCAAGUUAAAUUUGAAAUACCUUAUUUCACCACUUCCGGAAUCCAGGUUCGUUACUUAAAAAUUAUUGAAAAAAGCGGAUACCAAGCAUUACCAUGGGUGAGAUAUAUCACUCAAAAUGGGGACUAUCAACUUCGUACUAAUUAGGGAAAAAACGAGAUCAUAAAGUAUUAUUAUUAUUAUUAUUGCUGGCUGAUUUAAUUUGAUUUUUGAUUUAAACA
Onthophagus taurus is the source of this 1593-nucleotide messenger RNA. It is a transcript of the gene AP-1mu, whose product is annotated as Adaptor Protein complex 1, mu subunit. Gene Ontology annotation, cellular component: clathrin adaptor complex. The record is from RefSeq and is a predicted model, not a curated record. NCBI's taxonomy places the organism in Eukaryota, Metazoa, Arthropoda, Insecta, Coleoptera, Scarabaeidae. Gene Ontology annotation, biological process: vesicle-mediated transport; intracellular protein transport.